This is a messenger RNA of Pelodiscus sinensis (Chinese soft-shelled turtle), 2522 nucleotides long. NCBI's taxonomy places the organism in Eukaryota, Metazoa, Chordata, Testudines, Trionychidae. The record is from RefSeq and is a predicted model, not a curated record.
CAGGGCCGCGGGGACGUGUUGGGGCAGAGCUGGGAGGGGAAGCUGGGCGGCCCCUGGACGCCGUGUCCACUUGUGGCCGGCAGUCCCUAUGAGCCUUGGUCCCGACCUCCCCGCCGGCGGCUCUGGUACAAGGCGCUUCUCGUCCUCAUCCUUGGCGGCUAAGGGCGGACUCGGCCUUUCGUUUCUGACAGCUGACGAGUGCUCGCUGUCAGACCCUCGGGGGGCUUUUUGUUCCCAUCAUAAGCGGUUUAGCGAGCGCUAGCAGCCCAGACACAUUGUCCACUUCUCCCUGUAGGGACAGACAGUGAUGGCCCUGUGAUCAAUUGUCACUCUCUUUGCACAGAAAAUGUUUGUGUACUUAUGGGGAUACCUGUAUAGACACUUCUUUCGGUUUUGGGUGAAAUGGAUCUUGAGGCAGCUCACUGGAAAAUGUGAAUUACAACGUAUCCGUGAUGGCUCAAAGGAAGGUUCCCAACGGACACUAAAGAUAGAGUAUUCAUUGGAAUGUUCAAAGAGAAAGGUGUUAAGAAAUGCUGUACAUGUUGGUGAAGCUGAAGUGGAAAAAUGUGUCAUAGGUAUAAUGAAAGAAAAGAAGAUUAAUAUACAGAAGGAUAUAAGUUUUAAGAAAAGCUUGCAGGUAUGUUUGCUGCAGAUAUCUGGUUAUAAGAAACUUUAUUUGGAGGUGGAAAAUCUGAGGAAAGUUCCAUAUGAUUCAGAUAACGAAGAACAUGAAAAGCAACUAAUCCAGCUUUGGAAUUUGCUGAUGCCUCAUGAAAACCUGAAGGCUAGAAUCACCAAGCAGUGGUGUGACAUUGGUUUCCAAGGUGAUGAUCCCAAAACAGACUUCAGAGGAAUGGGCAUGCUGGGAUUAGUCAAUCUGGUGUAUUUUAGUAAAUAUUACACUGGAGAAGCUCGCCAGAUCCUCUCUCGUUCAAAUCAUCCCAAAUUGGGAUAUUCCUAUGCAAUAGUUGGGAUCAAUCUGACUGAAAUGGCUUACAGUUUACUAAAGAGUGGUGCUUUAAAGUCUCAUCUCUACAAUUUGGUCCCUGGAUUGCCACAAAUGGAACACUUCCAUCAGUUUUAUUGUUAUCUGGUUUAUGAGUUUGACAAAUUUUGGUUUGAAGAAGAACCAGAAAGUAUUAUGCACUUCAACUGUUAUAGAGAGAAAUUCCAUGAAAAAGUUAAAGGACUUCUUCUGGACUAUAACUUGGUACUAACCUUACAAAGUACUACAAAGAAACCAUAGCCUCAUCUGCAAUCUGCCCGGUUUUGCUAUAAAAUGGAAUUAUGUAUUCUCAUGGAAUUCUCACACUUAUUUCACCAAAAAAGUUGUUUAAUAAUGGAACUUUUUAUAAAUGUAUUUUUUGGAAAAAAAUCAAAUUCAGUUAUGAAAGCUUGGACAAUCAGCCUCUGUUUACAGGUCUUAUAUGCUAUUAUCCAAAACAAAGCUUUUGUUUAAAAAUAUCCUGUAUUGGAUCUUUUGCCUUCACAACUUUCUUAGAUCUCUUGGUGCAGGAACAUGAAGCAGGUAUUUAUGCUGCAUUAUGUUAUUUCAUACUAGGCUCCUUUUCUACCAUUAACUAUUGAUUAGUUGUCGUUCAGAGUGUAAACUGCUUUGCUUUUCGACUUCUCAAAUCCAACCCCCCCCCCAUUUAUUUUUUUAGCUUCUGGUCCAUAAAAAUGUUAAACUUCAUUGUAUAAGGAGGUCCAUGAAGAUGAUGUAACAAUUAUUUGUCACUUAGAAGAAGAGGCUCCAUUUAUUUGUGCUUACACACAAGAACAAACAUUGCAGACUAUUUCCAGUUCAAAUAAUCCUCCCUCCAGGAAAUAAACACUCUCAUCCUUGGGCUUGGAAGGAACUUCACUCAAAAAUAGUUUGAGUCCCUCACUAAGAGAGUCCCUUUUAAUGACACCUUUCAUGUCACAUGCUGUCAUGGAUAGUUUCAGCUCACAAUCCUUCUCCUUGUUUAGGCUACAGUUUUUCUGGCUAUCCCUCUGAUUUUCUGUCUUUUACUGUCCCAUUCUUUUUAUCAGUUACCAAAACGUUUUCUGAAGGAGUGGUAUGUAGGAGUAUGAUGUACCUCUUUUGGUGGUUUGUUCAUUGUUUCCUGCAAAAUUUUGUUGCAGCAAUAAUCCAUGAUCUGUGAAGAUAAUUGGAACUCUUCUUCCCUUUAUCCACACUUAACUCUCAUAUUAAGGAAGUAUCUUGCAUGUAUGAGUGCAACUUUAAUAGCAUAACAGUACUGUAUGUUUCCAGAUUUUGGCAUUUUAGACAAUCCAGGCACUAGGAGCUGGUACCUAGAGCAGUUUGUGAUUACUAAGCAUUGUUUAAAAUGUUAAACAGGCUUGGCAUUAACUUUGUUUUUUAAAACCUAGUAUUUAAAUAAAGUGCCUUCUGCUUAAUCCACUCUUUAAUUUGACCCUCCAUUUAACCUAAGCAGAACCUCAGUUCUUUAGGGGCAGAAACUGUAUCAUGUAUGCUUGAAUAUCACAUAGUGGCUGCUAUCAUGAUACAGAUACUA